Molecule: messenger RNA, 2398 nt
Organism: Paramecium pentaurelia
Lineage: Eukaryota; Ciliophora; Oligohymenophorea; Peniculida; Parameciidae
Source: the annotation of a GenBank genome assembly
AUGAAUAAUCCACUUGGACGCUCUACAUAGAAACCUGAAUAAUAGACACAAAAUAACUAAAAGAAUAAUAGAGCAAAAGAGUUUGAAAAAUAAUUAUAAGAAGAAGAAAGAAGUAAAAUCUAAUGAAUCAUAAUUAUUAGUGUUAGCAUAAUCAGCAGGAAUCAUUAAUAAUACAUAAUAAACAAAUAUUCAAUAAUAAUAGCCUGCUUAUUCAUAAUAAUAAUAACUUAAUUAAUAACCAUAAUCUGUAUUUGGAUAGAUAGGUUAGAUGUUAGAUGCUCCAAGAGUAAAUUAAUUCAACAAUAUUAGAAAUUAUUUUUUAGAAACACUACAACAUAACAAUAACCAAUUUAAUAAGGUUAAAGAUAACCAACAGAUUAGAAUGAACCAGAAAUAAUCUAAACAAAUAUAGUAUAGACCUAUACAACUCGUGACAUUAAAAGUAUUGGAUUAGAAAUUGUAUAACCUGGAGAAAUAGCUUUAUAAGAACUGAGAGGAAUAUGUUCUAUUAGUACUUAAUAAUUUUAAGGAAUAAUUGUAGCAACAAAUUAUUAGGUAAUUAAAUUGAUCUUCUAACAUAGAUUGUAUUUUUACCUGAUAAAUUCCCAAAAGAUUUUAGAAAAGAUUAUUUUUAUAUUCCAUAUACUUUAAUGAUUAAAGUAGAGAAGACUAUGGAUAGGAAAUAAAAUGAUGCUAAUUUUAUAGAGAUAUCAUGUAAAGAUGGUAGAUGGUUUAAAUAUAGAUUUUUGAAGGAAUAAAAUGAUGAUUGUAAUAGCAUAUUUAAUGUUAUUAAUAAGAAUGCAUUUACAUUAAAUAAAUAAACUUUAUUUGCAUUUACAUUUUAUAAAGAAUAUUCAAAUUUAGAAAAUGAUUAUUAAGGAUGGAAGAUAUUUAAUAUAGAAAAGGAUUUUGAAAGAAUGGGAAUUAAUAUAUUAUAAGAGAAUUCAUAAAAUUAAAAUGGAUUAUUUAAAUAUUUAAAUAAUGAAAAUGGAAUCAUUUGUUCAACUUAUUAUAAUAGAUUAGUUGUACCUGCAAAAGCAGAUUUAGAUUGUAUAUAAAAAACAGCCAAAUUUAGAUCUAAAGAAAGAAUACCAAUAUUAUCAUAUGCAUUUCCAAUUAAUGGAAAAGUCAUAUCUAUGUGGAGAAGUUCAUAAUGUAGAACUGGAAUAGGAUAGAAUAGAUCUACUGAAGAUGAAUGCUAUUUGAAAUAUAUGUCAUUUUAAACUGUUGAUGAACAAGAAAAUCAAUAUGAAGAUAAGGAAAUUAGAUUAAGAAUUUAUGAUGCUAGACCUCAUAUUAAUGCUAUUGGAUAAUAGGUGGCAGGUAAAGGUUAUGAAAAUACUCUCUUUUAUAGAAGAUGUAGCAUAGAUUUUUUAGAUAUUCAUAAUAUACAUAAAGUAAGAGAUUCAUAAACAAAAUUAUUAAAAGCAGCAUUUAAGUAUUUAAUUUAUAAUAAAUUUAAGUGAAAAUGUAUAAUUUCUAUCAUAAUUGGAAUAAUCAUAAUGGUAUGAUCACAUUGUUGCUAUCAUUAAAGGAUCUGCUAAAAUAGCAAUUACAAUGACUAAAGAAAAAAUUAAUGUUUUGGUUCAUUGUAGUGAUGGAUGGGAUAGAACUGCUUAAUUGACAGCCCUAGUAUCUAUUAUGAUUGAUGGAUAAUAUAGAACACUUGAAGGAUUUAUGAUUCUUGUUUAAAAAGAAUGGAUUAAUAGUGGACAUUAAUUUUGUUAACGUUCUGCUAUUGGAAAUAAAUAAAAUAAUGAAGAUUCCAGAUCUCCUAUUUUCUUAUAAUUCUUAGAUUGUGUAUUUUAAAUGUAAUAAUUAUAUCCAUUAUCAUUUGAAUUUAAUGAGAAACUAUUAUUAGAUUUAGCAUAUCAUCAUUUAACUUCAUUAUUUGGAACAUUUUUAUGUGAUUCAUUUUUAGUAUUAUAUUUUAUUUAUUUACUUUUUUUAGGAAAUUCAAAAACAAAGAAUUAUGGAAUAAACUGUAUCUAUUUGGUCUUGGAUUAUGAAAUAAAAAGAUAAAUAUAUGAAUGCUUUUUAUAAAAAUCCAUAAUCAAUUGAUUAAGAUGUUAUUAUACCUGAAUCAUUUACAGGAAAAUCAAUUACAUUUUGGAAAGGAUAUUUUCUAUAUUAUUCUUUAGAAUCAAAUGAUGCUUAUUAAAUACAUCCUUAAUGUCAAUAUACAUGGUAUUAUUCAAAUUUUAUAAUUUUUAGUGAUAAUCUAUAAGAAAUGUAUAAAUCAUUAUCCAAAGAAAAUCAUGUUUUAAGAUAAGCAUAGAAGGAUUAAGAAAAGUUGGCUAUUCUUCAUCAAUAAAAAUUUAAUUAACUUAUGCAAAUUAUAUAAGAAACUUAAAAUGAAGAAAUUAUUGAGAAACUUUAAACAAUUAAACUUAUUUGA